This is a messenger RNA of Prunus armeniaca (apricot), 1254 nucleotides long. The record is from the annotation of a GenBank genome assembly. Lineage: Eukaryota; Viridiplantae; Streptophyta; Magnoliopsida; Rosales; Rosaceae.
AUGGUCGCCACUGCUGCUACUUCGUCGAUCUUUCCAAUUCCUUCUCCAAACCAAGACUCUGGUGCCAAAAAUGCGAAGCUUGGAACUGGGUCUGCUGGUUUAGGACUCAAAUCGAAAUCUGCAUCGGGCAGUUUGCAGGUAAAGGCAAAUGCUCAAGCCCCUUCAAAGAUAAAUGGCACUAGCGUUGGUUUGGCAACUGUUGAAAGUGGGAAGAAUGGGGAUGACAUGUCAUCCCCUCCUGCGCGGACUUUCAUUAACCAAUUACCUGAUUGGAGUGUGCUCCUUGCUGCUAUCACCACAAUCUUCUUGGCUGCGGAGAAGCAAUGGACGAUGCUUGAUUGGAAACCCAAGCGGCCUGACAUGCUUAUUGACCCAUUUGGUUUAGGAAGAAUUGUUCAGGAUGGUCUUGUCUUCCGCCAAAACUUCUCAAUUAGAUCAUAUGAAAUAGGUGCUGAUCGUACGGCUUCAAUAGAGACGUUAAUGAAUCAUUUACAGGAAACAGCACUUAAUCAUGUUAAGACUGCUGGGCUAUUGGGAGAUGGCUUUGGUUCAACACCAGAGAUGUCAGUAAGGAACCUGAUAUGGGUGGUAACUAAAAUGCAGGUUGUAGUAGACCGCUAUCCUACUUGGGGUGACGUUGUUCAAGUUGACACUUGGGUUAGUGCCUCUGGGAAGAAUGGUAUGCGUCGUGAUUGGAUCCUCCAGGAUUGCAAAACUGGCCAAAUUUUAACAAGAGCCACUAGUGUGUGGGUGAUGAUGAAUAAGCUGACGAGGAGAUUAUCCAAAAUUCCUGAUGAAGUUCGAGGUGAAAUAGAGCCUUUUUUUAUGAAUUCUCCUCCUGUUGUGGAGGAGGACAGCAGGAAACUGCUGAAACUUGACGACAAGACAGCGGACUUUGUUCGCACUGGUUUAACUCCUAGGUGGGGUGAUUUAGAUAUCAACCAGCAUGUUAAUAAUGUGAAGUACAUUGGCUGGAUCCUUGAGAGUGCUCCCUUGCCAAUCUUGGAGAGUCACGAGCUUUCUUCUUUGACUCUGGAGUAUAGAAGGGAGUGCGGGCGGGACAGUGUGCUUCAGUCCCUGACUGCAGUCUCAGGUGCUGAUAUCGGCAAUUUGGGAAGCAAUGGCGGCGUUGAGUGCCAGCACUUGCUCCGACUUGAGGAAGGAGCUGAGAUUGUAAGGGGAAGGACUGAGUGGAGGCCCAAAUAUGCCAACAAUCUUGGGAUUGUGGGUCAGCUUCCGGCAGAAAGCGCUUAG